AACAGUUAGGUAAUUAACUAUUUCAUUAGUAAAUACUAACCAGGACUAAAAUGGCAGCGAGAAAGGGUUCUCGAAACUUUUUGCACCUCUUCUCGCUGCCAGUCUUGGUGUUUUGCUUGUGUUUUGGCACUCUGUUUGUUGAAGCAAAGCAUAACUAUAGAGAUGCGUUAGCAAAAUCCAUAUUGUUUUUUGAAGGCCAAAGGUCGGGGAAACUUCCUCGAGAUCAACGCCUCACUUGGCGUUCCCACUCCGGUCUUCGUGAUGGUUCUCUUGCCGGGGUGAGCUUAAUGGGUGGUUACUAUGACGCUGGUGACAACGUAAAGUUCAACUUUCCAAUGGCUUUUUCAACAACCAUGCUGUCAUGGGGUGUCCUAGAGUUUGGAGGCAGAAUGGGGUCCGAGAUAAACAAUGCAAAGGCUGCCAUCCAUUGGGCUACAAACUAUCUUUACAAAUGUGCCACUGCCACCCCCGGGAAGCUAUACGUUGGGGUUGGCGAUCCCAAUGCAGAUCACAAAUGCUGGGAGAGACCUGAGGACAUGGAUACUCCCCGUUCUGUCUACUCUGUUUCUCCCAGCAAUCCAGGCUCCGAUGUUGCAGGUGAAACUGCAGCUGCACUCGCUGCAGCUUCUAUGGUUUUCCGGAAAAGUGACCGGAGAUAUGCAAGUAUGCUGUUGACAACUGCAAAGAAAGUAAUGCAAUUUGCUAUACAGUAUAGGGGAUCUUACAGUGAUUCUCUUGGGUCAGCUGUCUGUCCUUUCUACUGCUCAUAUUCAGGCUACAAAGAUGAGCUGCUGUGGGGAGCAGCCUGGCUGUUCAGAGCAACAAGACAGACCUAUUACUUGAAUUUCAUCAAGUCUUUAGGAGCUAAUGAUGCCACUGACAUUUUCAGUUGGGAUAACAAGUUUGCCGGUGCACGAGUCCUCCUCUCCAGGGACGCGUUAUUGAACAAGGACCAGAACUAUGAACCAUUUAAACAAGGGGCAGAAGACUUCAUUUGCCGCAUAUUGCCCAACAGCCCUUCUACCACCACCCAAUACACACCAGGUGGUUUGAUGUAUAAGCUAAGCGGAAGUAACCUCCAAUAUGUGACAUCCAUUAGCUUCUUGCUCACUACUUAUUCCAAGUUCAUGGCUGUUUCCAGACACACAUUCAACUGUGGUUCUGUUGUGGUCACUCCAACAACAUUACGACGACUUGUCAGAAGACAGAUAAAUUACAUACUUGGAGACAAUUCUAUGAGGAUGUCCUACAUGGUAGGAUACGGGGCAAACUAUCCCAAGAGAAUUCAUCACAGAGCUUCCUCUUUACCUUCUUUGUUUAAACAGCCACAGUCUAUUGGUUGCAGCAAUGGCUUCCAAGCAUACUAUUACACCUCAAAUCCUAACCCCAACCUUCUGAUAGGGGCUGUAGUUGGAGGUCCCAACCAGAAUGAUGCCUACAAUGAUGAUCGUACAGACUACAGUCAUUCUGAGCCAGCCACAUAUACAAAUGCAGCUAUCAUUGGAACCCUUGCCUACUUUUCUUAGGAACAAAGUCCCUGACUUAUCCAAUUAACCUAAUAGAUGAUAGCAACGUGCUCUUCCAGUAGAUAAUCUCUAAUCAAAAGUGCAGAGCGUUGAGCCAGCUUCUUUUCCUUUUUUUUUUCUUAAUUUCUACUUUUUAAUCCACUUUUGUGUCAUUGUUCCUGAAUUUUACCUUGUACUGAAAAUUAAAACUGGGUGAAAAUGAGAAAAAUGCUAAGGUUUCAUGCACCAUCAUCCAUUGUGAGGCAAAUGCCCUCAGUACUAGUUGUGCCUGUGCAUAAGUGAAUUAUCACAGACUUCAAGAAGUUCACUGAAAAUGAAUUAAUGAUUCC
This is a messenger RNA of Amaranthus tricolor (Joseph's coat), 1855 nucleotides long. RefSeq names its product endoglucanase 9. The transcript is spliced from 5 exons. The coding region runs from base 51 to 1526 and encodes 491 amino acids. Gene Ontology annotation, biological process: carbohydrate metabolic process. Lineage: Eukaryota; Viridiplantae; Streptophyta; Magnoliopsida; Caryophyllales; Amaranthaceae. The record is from RefSeq and is a predicted model, not a curated record. Gene Ontology annotation, molecular function: hydrolase activity, hydrolyzing O-glycosyl compounds.